Molecule: messenger RNA, 2041 nt
Organism: Durusdinium trenchii
Lineage: Eukaryota; Dinophyceae; Suessiales; Symbiodiniaceae
Source: the annotation of a GenBank genome assembly
GAUUAUCAAGGCUUCGUAAGUUGUCCUUACUUGGCCAUGCCCACCUCUUACCAGUGCUCAAAGCCAAUAGCAAUGCCUUGGGCAUCGCUCAAAAGCCAGAAGAGCCGCUCGUUUCGUCACAGUGCAUGCAUUGUGGUUUGCUGGUUGGCAUGCAUUGUGUGCUUCCGACUCGGGCAUCUCAGCUAUGUUGGCGAAACCAUCCACCUGUGCCAUCGUGGGGCCAAGCUGCAGACCACCACCAUGCUGGUGCGUGAAAGGAGAGGAACCUUGUUGCCCAAGACCACUGAUGUCAAGACUGCAGGUGGUGAGAGGUCAAAGGCCUCCUCCUUUGCAUCAGAUGGUGAGAAGGAUGCUCGGAGAUUGACAUCUCAGAUAAAGAAGGUCCUGACGCCAGCUGAGUUGCUUGGCAUUUUGGAUGAAGCGGUGGACGCACCGUACUUCAACUGCUUUCACGUUUCAGCCGCCUACCACAGGUUGGCAAUCUUUCAGCAGAGCGGGUCGUUACCUCGAAACUGUGCUGAAAGCACGGUCCUCCCGAGGCUGAAUUCUCAAGUUGAGAACAUGCUCAUGCUGGAGCAACUGGAUGCACGAGCCACCGCUAACGUGCUUUGGGCAUUGGCAGUGCUGCUGGGCGCCGUGCCCUUGGUGACAAGCUUGAUUCACGACUUGGCUCAAGAUGUUCAAGACAAAGCCAGUGAACUGAAUACUCAUGAUUUGUCCAACUGCUUGUGGGCAUCAGCAAAAUUGAAGGAUGUCGCUCCUGAUGUCCUGAACGUGGUGCCAGCACUCAUUGCCCAAAUUCGAGGCAAAGCUGGCGACAUGAUUCCCCAACAGUUGUCCAACUGCUUGUGGGCAUCAGCACAUUUGAAGGAUGAUGCUCCUGAUGUGCUGGACAUUGUGCCAGCGCUGGCUGCCCACAUUCCACGCAAGGCUAGUGACAUGAUUCCUCAAGCACUGUCCAACUGCCUGUGGGCAUCAGCGCAUUUGAAAGAUGAUGCUGAUGUCCUGAACGUGGUUCCAGCACUUAUUGCCCAAAUUCCAGGUAAAGCUGGCGACAUGAUUCCCCAACAGUUGUCCAACUGUUUGUGGGCAUCAGCACGUUUGAAGGAUGUCGCUCCGGACGUGCUGAAUGUUGUGCCAGCACUCAUUGCCCAGAUUCCAGGCAAGCUUGGUGAGAUGGUUCCUCAAGAAUUGUCCAACUGCUUGUGGGCAUCAGCACAUUUGAAGGAUGAUGCUCCUGAUGUGCUGGACAUUGUGCCAGCGCUGGCUGCCCACAUUCCACGCAAGGCUAGUGACAUGAUUCCUCAACAGUUGUCCAACUGCCUGUGGGCAUCAGCGCAUUUGAAGGAAGUGGCUCCUGAUGUGCUGAAGGUCAUGCCAGCACUUGUUGCCCAAAUUCCAGGCAAAGCUGGCGACAUGAUUCCCCAACAGUUGUCCAACUGUUUGUGGGCAUCAGCACGUUUGAAGGAUGUCGCUCCGGACGUGUUGAAGGUCGUGUCAGCACUCGCUGCCCGCCUUCCAAGCAGAGCUGUUGACAUGAAGCCUCAAGGAUUGUCCAACUGUUUGUGGGCAUCAGCACAUUUGAAGGAUGUCGCUCCUGACGUGCUGAAAGUCGUGCCAGCACUUCUUGCCCAAAUUCCGGGCAAAGCUGGCCAGAUGACAGAAAUAAAUUUGUCCCAAUGCAGAUGGGCUGUGGAAGAGUUGAAGGAUGUAGCACCCGAAGUGCUGAAGAUCGAAGCUGCACUCAUGGCGAGGCGGAAAGCAAAGGCCGCCAGCCCAUAGUCAUAGUUGCAAUGAAGGUAGGCGGUUGUGCCAAGUGGAUCCACGGCCGCAGUAUAUGUUCUUUUUGCCACGUAGUGUUUGUAGAUGAUUUUAGUCAGUGGUAAUGCGACAAUUCCCUAAAGGCAGGUGCAUGGACCACAGGUUCCUGGCACCAUCUUGAGAAGAGUGCUCGGCCGAACUGAAGCACCACGGGGAUCCGAGUGCAGGAGCAGGUGUUUUUUCGUGCACAAUCCUGGCACAGGGCGUUGGAAGUCAAAAA